Molecule: messenger RNA, 1941 nt
Organism: Clonostachys rhizophaga
Lineage: Eukaryota; Fungi; Ascomycota; Sordariomycetes; Hypocreales; Bionectriaceae
Source: the annotation of a GenBank genome assembly
AUGGCGACUACUGCUGACCACGACCCCUUGCGCCACCCGGCUUCAACACAAACGGCGAGCGGUGGUAAAAUUCGUGCUCGAAGGGCGACCAGAAUCUCUGAUUUCUUCAAACCUGACCGCCCUUCAAAGCGCGAUCCUAUUUCUGGGACGUCUUUUCUGGACCUGCCAGCACAUAUCCGCGACAGGAUCUGUGAAGAAGCAGGUGUUGGUGGCGACGAGUUUAUCGACCUGAAUCUUUGGACGGCCAAAGACUUAUGUUUUUGUCGGAAUGAAGAUGCCGGGCAGCCACCCAAUGUUGACGAUUGGACGGAGCUUCAGUGGCGUGGGCCACCCUUUGCAUGGUGCUGUCGAUGCAGCCAAACACCCUUUCCUGCCGCACUUCUGUGGGCAGGUUCUCACCUCAUCCAUGAUGAGGUCCAGGCCAAAAUAUACUCGGAGAAUGUCUUUGCAGUGAGCUUAGCGGGUAACCAGGGCCUGCGACCAUUGGAGAUGCUUAGCGACACAGGUCUCAGAGAGCUCAGGGUCCUCUACAUAAGCAUAUGUCCUUGCAAGUGUCUUACUCCUUACUGCCAGAAGCCAGAUAUGGAGGACUUCGAUGACCGGUCAGAACGGUGGGAAUUCUGGGAUUCUACGCAAAUCCUUGUCGACAAUGCCCCGCAUAGCAGACCUCUUGGUUGUAUCAGUUGGACUGACAAAAGAGCUUUAAGUCAAUGGCAAAGAAUCUGUGCCCGCUUGAGAGAGAAUUCUCGACCCCAUCAACUUAGUCUCUACUUGGCGGCCAAUGUUGCUGAUCCACAAACUGCGAUGCGUAUCCUCGAUCCUCUCGACGGCUUGCCGAUAUUGAAAAACUUGGGCAUCAAUCUCGGUCAUCAUCUCAAGGGCUUUCAGGAGUUUGAGCCCAAGUCUUUUGUACGCCAGGUUGUGCAAAGGUUAACAGAUACAAUACCAGACAAGCAGUUCCCUUUCUUGGCCUUGCCACUUGAGCUACAAAUCAAAAUUAUACAACAAACCAAAAUGGCUCACUACAGAGGUAACAGCGUGCACUGGCGUGCAUCUUGGCCUCACUGGCCCCUGAAUUACUGGCAAACCUGCGAUGGCAAGGAACAUGCAGACCGGUAUUACACCACGGAGUCCGGGGAUGUGGGCAUUGUGGACGAUGCGUCAAGAGACCUUGAUCCCUUGGUUCGCAGAACUGCUUUUUGCUUUCUGGAGAAAUCCGCUGCCUUCAACAAUCGCUGCCAGUGCACCCCUCCUGGCACGCUUUUCCGAGUAAGCAAAGCCUUCUCGGUCGCCGCACAGGCGGUAUUCUUCACAGAAAAUAUGUUUUGUCUUCAUUACACAGGCUCCUCUCUGGAUCAAGUUGCCUCUGGUCAGGAUAAUAUCUAUCCGCUGGCCCUGCCGUCAUUUCUUCACUUUCUCCCCCACAAGUAUAUCCCGAGUCUGAGAAAUCUCCGCGUAAUCCUUCCUCCAUGUACACCGGACUACCUCGCGCCGGGUCAGUCUGACUGGGACGAAUGGGUAUGGUCCAUUGGGCUCCUGGAACAGUUGGCGGACUUGACGCGUCUGAAGCUCGAGAUUCACUUCAGUGCUCGGGAUGUAGACCCAUACUAUGGUGAUGGCUAUGGCGAUGGGGGCCCAGAGCAGCGUCAGAUAAUUGCCGACUUUCGUCGUGCGCGCAUCCAUGGGGAUGCGAAAGCCGAGAAGGCUAUGUUGGAUGCGUACAAGCGGAUACUUGGUCCCAUGAAACGUCUGGGACCUGAACUUCGUGCUUUACUGAUAUAUGUGUCCUGGCCGUUGUGUGAUUUGUCAAGAGAGCAACGAAAGGCGGACGAAAGAAUGCUCGAAAGGAUGAUCAUGGGUCAAGAAUACGAUUCGGCCAAGUUUGGGAAGCGUGACAGCAGCCCGUAUAGCCAACCCAGGGACUAUCCCUCCCCGUAUUAA